ACUGCUAUGCGUUUCAGCAGUUAACUGUGCGCACGCGAUCUAACAACAUCGUAUCAACACAAUCAGUGUGAUUCUUGAGAACGUCUAGUCAUCAUGGAUACUUGGAUACUACUGUCUCUGUUAGUUGGCACCGUCGCAGUUUAUUAUUACUUCUUUAAGGACUUGAAUUUCUUCAAGAAGCAUGGAAUUCUUCACGUACCACCGUGGCCUGUCGUGGGCAACAUGGCACCAGUUUUUUUCCGUCAGAUAUCGUUAGCCGAAAUCGUUGAAGCCGUUUACAAUCUGAAUCAAGAUGCCAAAUAUGUUGGUUUCUUCGAUGGCAUGAAUCCAGUAGUGAUGAUUCGCGAUCCAGAACUCAUCAAGUCCAUCGGCGUGAAAUACUUCGACUCGUUCACCGAUCAUCGCGCUUUUAUCGACGAGGCUAAUGACCCUCUAUUUGGCAAGAAUUUAUUUUCACUUCGUGGUGACAAAUGGCGAGAUGUGAGAGCGUUACUAAGCCCUGCUUUUACGUCUAGUAAAAUGAAAACUAUGUUUAAGUUAAUGUCCGAUUGCGCCACUAAUUUCGCCGAUUUUCUUUCCAAACUGCCUUCAGACGAAAGUGUUAUGGAAAUGAAAAACUGCUUUACCAGAUACACAAAUGACGUAAUCGCAACCUGCGCCUUCGGAAUUAGUGUUGAUUCUAUGAAAACUCCUACCAAUGAAUUCUACGUUAAUGGAAAAGAUCUUACAAGUUUUAGCACUCUGCGUACCAUAAAAUUCUACCUUAUUAGAAGUAUGCCUGCUAUCACCAAAAUGUUGGGUAUUAAAUUUGUCGAUAAUCGUUUAAGUCAAUUUUUCAAAAAUCUCGUAAGAAGCACGAUAGACACCAGAGACAAACAGAAUAUCGUACGACCGGAUAUGCUGCAGUUGAUGAUGGAAAGCAGAGGAAAAAGAGGACCUGGCAAGGAACUGACUAUUGAAGAUAUGACCUCGCAGGCGUUUAUUUUCUUUUUUGGCGGUUUUGAUACCGUUUCCACUUUAAUGUGUUUUGCUAUUCACGAAAUCGCCGUCAAUCCAAAUGUUCAAGUAAAACUGCGCAAUGAGAUAGACGAGGUUCUGAAGAAAACUAACGGGGAAUUAACUUAUGAGGCUGUGAAUGGAAUGCAAUAUCUGGACGCUGUGAUUAACGAGGCUCUUAGAUUAUGGUCAGUGGCAGUGGCUGUGGAUAGAUUAUGUGUGAAAGAUUUCGAGUUACCCCCAGCGCUUCCUGGAGAUAAGCCCUUUGUCGUAAAAAGAGGAACAUACAUUUGGUUUCCUAUUUAUGGUCUUCAUCGGGAUCCAAAAUAUUUUGAGAAACCGAAUGAAUUUUAUCCCGAACGUUUUCUGGACGAAAAUAAGAAAAAUUUCAAUGCAAGCGCUUUUAUACCUUUCGGACUUGGCCCAAGAAUGUGUAUAGGUAACAGGUUUGCAUUAUUGGAAACCAAGGUCAUGAUAUUUCACUUAUUGGCUCGUUGCGAAUUGAAACCGUGCGCUAAGACCUGUCAUCCGUUGCGGUUGAGUAGAUCAAGUUUAACUAUGCUGGCAGAAGGGGGAUUUUGGCUAAAAAUUCAACCAAGAAGUGAUGCUUUUUCUUACACUGACAAACGUAUAUUUACAAGCGAUAAUGCUAAUACUACUAAUGGCCACAUUUAAAUUCGUUUGAAUACAUACAUAUAAUGUAUGAAUAUGUAAAUAUAAAUUGUAUUUUUUUGUUUCAGAGAAAUAAUGUUAGUAAGUGAUAUAAUAGAGGUAUACGUAUGCAGUUAAAGAUGGCAUGUAAAUUAAUUUUAUUUUGAAUAAUAUUUUUUUCGACGAUUAAUAUAUCUGUAAAAUGA
Molecule: messenger RNA, 1853 nt
Organism: Nylanderia fulva
Lineage: Eukaryota; Metazoa; Arthropoda; Insecta; Hymenoptera; Formicidae
Source: RefSeq, a predicted model, not a curated record